AGGAUGUACUGUACUUUAAAUCGGUUAGAGGGCAUUUUGGUCCAAACACAAAAUUGGGGAAAAAAACCCUCUGACGGAAAUCUCAGAGCAAAAAUAAAGCCAACGCAAAAGGUCAAACCCUGGACCGAUAUGCCCUCGCUUCGUUGACGUCGACCCCUCCUUUUGUGACUUACGCUCGUCACUUGCAAACUUAACGUCCGAAAAAAACAAAACACUCGCAACCCAACAAAAGAGAAUAGGUGUCCACGCGUAUUCCUCACGCGCGCUCUAUGGAGAUUGGGACUUCCCACAGUGGGUCCCCCUCAGAAGAGCUUACAAAUCCGAAACCACGUCAGCUCCCACGCGCCCACGCGCGUUUUAUCUGAGUGUUCAUAAAACCCCACUUCACUUACUAUCUCAUCGGUCUCCGCUUAACGACACGCGACAAUUAAUUUCCCGUCACAUGACUGUCACUUUUCCUGUCAGCAUCCUCCAUCUGUCCUUUUGACACGUCACCAUAUUAAAAUAACCUUCCUGUCACUCAAGCACCCCCCCAUCUCGUCCAUAUUAUAUUGCAAAAUACCAAAUCGAAAAAAAAAAAAUAUACAAGUGAUUUACUCUCCACCUACAAAAGCAGUGAGGAAAUUUAAUUCUUCAGUUAGGAGUUACCGUCAUCCAUGUAAGCCCCCUGAUUUUAAUAAUCCUCUCCCUUACUUGUAAUAUUUACCAAAAUGCCCUCCCGCCAUUCGCCGCCGUCACCGGCGCAUUCCGACCACCGCCACUCCCACGUCCUCCCUCCUGUCAUCGCCGGAUCUCUGGCGUUCGCGGUGGUUCUGCUCGUCUUCUUCACUAUUCUUCUCUACCGGAAGUUCUACAGGAACCGUACGGCUCCUUCGGAUCUCAUAUCUAAGUCGCCUGAGAGCUACCAAUGCCGCCGCUUCUCGUAUUCCCAGCUCCGCCGCGCCACUAGCUCUUUCUCCGCCUCGAACCAGCUCGGCCAUGGCGGUUUCGGGUCUGUGUAUAAGGCUGUGCUUCCGAGUGGGGACUCGCUCGCCGUCAAGGUCAUGAAUUCCUCCGUCGGGUCCCUUCAAGGCGAACGCGAGUUCCACAACGAGCUAUCGCUCUCUUCUCACCUCGUCGGUUCGCCUCACGUCGUCUCUCUCAUCGGCUUCUCCUCCGACCACCGUGGUCGCCGGCUCAUUCUCGUCUACGAGCUCAUGGCUAAUCGCAGCUUGCAAGACGCACUUUUGGAUCGCAAAUGCGAGGAGCUGAUGGACUGGAGCAAGCGAUUUGAGAUUGCCACCGACAUCGCCAAGGGCAUCGAGUUCCUUCACCACUGCUGCGAUCCACCCAUCAUCCAUGGGGAUGUCAAGCCCAGUAAUAUCCUGAUUGAUUCAGAUUUCAAAGCCAAAAUCGGAGAUUUUGGUCUGGCGAGGCUGAAAUCCGAGGAUUUUACUAACAGUAACGACACUACUAUUCGUAUACAGGAAGAGGAAAAGGUGAAGGAUUGUACGGAAGACAAUGGAUCGAUCUUGGAGGAAACAGACAGUGUGAUUACUGGGUACGAAGAGAGUAGUGUUGUCGUAAAUGUCGUGGAUCGAUCGCCGGAAAAUUGUGCGAUAAGCGUCCUGGAUGCGGGACCAUCUCCGGAGACCACCUCGGGCUUAUCGCCCGAGGUGGGUUUGGAAAAGGGGAGUGUUUCGGAGAGUUAUUUCGAUACGAUGAGUGUUGAUAGCAACAAGGAUUUGGUUCUCAACAAUGGCGGAGGUAAGCAAAAGGUUGGUUCAAGGAGAGAUUGGUGGUGGAAACAGGACAGCAAUGGCGGAGGUGGGGCUGAAUCUGGGAGGGUGAAGGACUACGUGAUGGAAUGGAUCGGAAGCGAGAUAAAGAAAGAGAGACCCAACAAAGGAUGGAUCGAAACGGGUGAUGGGUCGGUCACCGAAACCGAGCAGAAGAAGGAACGGGUAAAGAGGAAAGAGAAAAAGAGAAAGCCCAGAGAAUGGUGGAAAGAAGAGUUCUGCGACGAACUUACCAGAAAAAAGAGAAACAGGAAGAAGAAGAAAAGAGGCCUCCGUUCAAUCUCUAGCAUCGACUCGUGGUUUCACAGAGACGAAGAAGCUUCGGCUCACGAACAUAAUCAUCCUCACAAGAGGAAGAAGAGGAAUAGCAUAGAUUGGUGGCUCGAUGGAUUCAGCGGCGAGCUAAGAUCCGUCAUUGGAAGAAGAAACAGCCAAGAUUCUGGUCUCUGGUUCGAUCCGAACAUUCCCAAGAGCGGCGGAGUCAGCAGCACGCCGAGCAUGAGAGGCACGGUCUGCUACAUUGCUCCCGAGUGCGGCGGCGGCGGCGUAUUGUCGGAAAAGUGCGACGUCUACAGUUUCGGAGUUCUGCUUCUGGUUCUGGUCUCCGGAAGGCGGCCAUUACAAGUAACGGCAUCGCCCAUGUCGGAGUUCGAGAGGGCCAAUUUGAUAUCAUGGGCAAGACAGUUGGCGUGUAACGGAAAGCUACUGGACUUAGUGGACAAGUCUAUACAUUCACUGGACAAAGAACAAGCCCUUCUCUGUACCACCAUUGCAUUGCUCUGUCUGCAGAGAUCUCCAUUGAAGCGGCCGACAAUGAAGCAGAUCGUCCAGAUGCUUUCAGGUUCGGCCGAGCCGCCGAGUUUGCCGUUUGAGUUCUCGCCCUCGCCGCCGAUGGGAUUCCCGUUCAAGUCGAGGAAAAAGGCUCGGUGAAUUCCUUCACGUUUUGAUUUCGAUUCUGACAUCCAAUUGUAGAUUUGUUUGCUCACUUCAUCAUAUCCUUGAACCAAGUACCUCAAUGUAAAAUAUUGGAAUUCGGAGUUAGGCUUAGAAUAGAUUGCAAUGAAGAUUGUUUUUUUGUUAUCUUUUAUGGCAACAGUCGGAGUAUAUGAAUCUUGGACUUUUGCCAUAGGGCUAUAUAGGUUGGACGAUUUAUUCGGCUACAGUUCAUUUGGCUUCCGGUUAUUUUAAA
This is a messenger RNA of Tarenaya hassleriana, 2967 nucleotides long. RefSeq names its product receptor-like serine/threonine-protein kinase At2g45590. Gene Ontology annotation, biological process: protein phosphorylation. The record is from RefSeq and is a predicted model, not a curated record. Gene Ontology annotation, molecular function: ATP binding; protein kinase activity. The transcript has a single exon. The coding region runs from base 711 to 2708 and encodes 665 amino acids. Lineage: Eukaryota; Viridiplantae; Streptophyta; Magnoliopsida; Brassicales; Cleomaceae.